Molecule: messenger RNA, 826 nt
Organism: Cyanistes caeruleus (blue tit)
Lineage: Eukaryota; Metazoa; Chordata; Aves; Passeriformes; Paridae
Source: RefSeq, a predicted model, not a curated record
GGGAUAGCCGAGCGGAGAGCUGGGCGCAGAGGCCGUGUUCAGAUGUUCAGAUGGACUUUUCCACCUCCCUGCACAGAAACUGAGCCCUGGCAUCACCCAGUUCGCCUACAGCUGCGUGCAGGAGCACGUGGUGUGGACCAACAUCCAGUUCUGGGAGGCCAUGUUCUACUGCGACGUCCAGAACCACAUCCGGGCCCUGUACCUGGACAGCGCCGAGGAGAACCACACGGAGCAGGAGAGCCCGGAGGAGCCUCAGGAGGCCAAAUCCGCUCUGGAGAUCGCGUCGGAGCAGCUGCGGCUGUGGCCCACCAUGAGCCGGGAGAAGCAGCAGGAGCUGAUCCAGAAGGAGGAGAGCACGGUGUUCAGCCAGGCCAUCCACUACGCCAACAGGAUGAGCUACCUGCUGCUGCCCCUGGACACCAGCAAGAACCGCCUGCUCCGCAGCUCCGGCCUGGGCGACGUGGAGAGCGUCAGCAACAGCUUCGUCACCAACAGGUGCCCCAGGGGACAGCCGGGGACAGCGGGGGGAUGGCCCUGCUCGCUGUGGGGGGGAUCCGAGGGUUCUUUGCGGCCCCAGCCCCGCUGGGAUUGCGGGAUUGUGCUGGGAUUGAGGUGCCCAGGGGGGUUCUGGGAGUGGGGGCUCUCCUGGGGCUGUGCUGGGAGUGGGAGCAGGCUGGGACCCCUGGCAGGAGUGGGAGCUCUCCUGGGAUCUGAUCAGGAGCUCUCCUGGGAUCAUCAGAGGAGUGGGAGCUCUCCUGGGAUCGGAUCAGGGGCAGGAGCUCUCCUGGGAUCUGAUCAGGAGCUCUCCUGGGAUAUUGGAUCAGGA